AUGGAGAGUAUAGUUCUUCCCUACAAAACCAUAACUCCAAAAAUCCCAGAAAUUUUACACAGACCCACAAAACCCUUGAUAUCGUUCAAAAAUGCCCCUCCAAAACCAGACUCAAAAUUAGAUGCCCACUUGAAGAAUCUCUGCAAAAAUGGGCGCCUCAGUGAAGCCAUGGCCUCUUUAGACUCCAUAGUUAAAUGCGGAUCCACGGUAAGUCCCAAUACUCUUUCGCACCUGAUUGACUCCUGCAUCGACUCCAAUUCACUUGACUUAUGCUAUAAGCUGCAUGGCUAUGUAAGAAAAUUGCUUAAGGAAUCAGACACGUUUGUUGAAACGAAGUUAGUUAGUAUGUAUGCUAAAUGUGGGUCACUUGAAAAUGCAUUUGAAGUGUUUAAUGCAAUGAGUGAGAGGAAUUUGUACGUGUGGUCUGCGAUAAUUGGGGCAUGCUCGAGGGAGAGGAAGUGGGGUGAAGUUGUGGAGCUUUUUCAUUCGAUGAUGGAGAGUGAUAAUAUUGUUCCGGAUGAUUUUUUGUUUCCCAAGAUUUUACAGGCUUGUGGGAACUGUGGUGACUUGGAGACGGGGAGAUUGAUUCAUGGAAUAGUUACUAAAUGCAGGAUGAAUAGCCAAGUUCGUGUGAAUAAUUCUAUUCUCGCUGUUUACUCAAAAUGUGGGUGGUUGAACUCCGCAAAGAGGUUUUUUGAAGGAAUGGAGGUGAAGGAUACAGUUUCUUGGAAUGCAAUAAUCACUGGUUAUUGUCAGGAAGGCGAAACAAAGGAGGCACGCAGAUUGUUUGAUUUGAUGCGUGAAGUAGGCAUUGAGCCAGGUGUUGUCACUUGGAAUAUAUUGAUUUCGAGUUAUAAUCGGUUGGGGAAGUCUGACAUUGCCAUGGAAAUGAUGAAAGAGAUGGAGAAUUGUGGAAUCAUGCCAGAUGUUUUUACUUGGACUAGUGUGAUUUCGGGGUUUGCACAAAAUAAUAGGAGGUUGGAGGCAUUGGAAUUGUUCAGGGAGAUGCUUCUGUCUGGGGUUGGACCAAAUGAGGUUACGCUCAUGAGUGCUAUCUCAGCUUGCGCAUCUUUGAAAAAUUUAAGGAACGGAAAGGAAAUUCAUCUAUUUGCCAUGAAGGUGGGGUAUGGUGAAGAUGUUCUAGUGGGGAAUUCACUUGUUGAUUUGUAUUCCAAGUGUGGGAAACUUGAGUCUGCUAGGCAGGUGUUUGAUAUUAUUUUGGAGAAGGAUGUCUAUACUUGGAACUCGAUGAUUGGUGGAUAUUGCCAAGCUGGAUACUGUGGGAAAGCCCAUGAUCUCUUUAUGAAAAUGCAGGAAUCAGAUGUAUUACCAAAUGUCAUUACAUGGAAUGUGAUGAUCACAGGUUACAUUCAAAGUGGAGAUGAAGAUCAAGCUAUGCAUCUUUUUCAAAGGAUGGAGAAGGAUGGAGGUAUUAAGCGAGACACUGCAUCAUGGAAUGCUCUUAUUGCUGGCUACUUACAGCAUGGACAGAAAGAUAAAGCAUUGGGUAUCUUCCGGCAAAUGCAGUCUUUUGGUGUAAAACCCAAUUCAGUUACUAUUUUGAGCAUCUUACCGGCAUGUGCAAAUUUAAUUGCUACGAAUAAGGCCCAGGCUUUAGAGUCAACCCGGUGUUCUGGCCCGUGUCUAUGUCAUCCUUGCUUAUAUUCAUUGGAUGAUCCAAGCUCAUGUCAAAUAUUGACACCUUUGAAGUUUAAACAGCAAUUCAUCCUUCAGUAUCUAUCCUUUAACUUUAUGGAUCAUUACUCCAAUUCGAGUUUGGAGAAUUCUGGAAAACACAUCAUAUCUGUUGGGCCAUGGGGAGAUCAAGAUGGAUUUCACUGGGAUGAUGGAGUUUACUCCACAGUAAGGCAAUUGGAGAUAGAACAUGGAGCUAAAGUAGUUUCAAUUAGGAUUGAAUAUGAUAGGAGUGGGGCCUCAGUCUGGUCAGAAAAGCAUGGUGGCAAUACGGGGGCUAAAACUGACAAGGUCAGGCUUGAUUAUCCGGAUGAGUUCCUAACUUCAAUUCAUGGGCAUUAUGGUAGCUUACAAGCACGUGGACCAGUCUUUAUUCGAUCACUUACUUUCGAAAGCAAUAAAAGAACUUACGGGCCUUAUGGCAUUGAACAAGGUACUUAUUUUGCAUGUCCAACAAGAAGUGGCAAGAUUGUUGGCUUCCAUGGAAAUUGUGGCUGGUACCUGGAUGCUAUUGGUGUUUAUUUGGAGCCUAUUCAUAAACCUAUUGCUUCAAAUUCUAUCAUUCAGUCUCGGAAUUAUGGUUUCCAUCGGACUGAGAAGUAUGAAUACUCGAUGAUCCAAGGAAGCCUUGGUCCAAACUAUGACCUUAUUGUUGCUGUUAGAAACAAGGACGAUCACAACAAUUCUCCAGCAGAUCACCUCUCAAGGCAGACUUCUCGUGACUUCAGCUAUGCAGAACCCAAGAAUGAGAUUGCAUGUGUAAACUCCAACAAAAUUGAGAGAGUCCCCUCUAAAAAUAUUAAAGGAGUUUUGACAUAUGGACCAUGGGGUGGUAAUGGUGGAAGCCUAUUUGAUGAUGGAGUCUAUGAUGGCAUCAGGCAAAUUAAUUUAUCACGCAAUGUGGGAAUUGUUUCUUUAAGAGUUUGCUAUGAGCAAAAUGGGCAACCUGUUUGGGGAAGCAAAAAUGGAGGCACUGGAGGAUUUAAAAAAGAUAAGAUUGUGUUCGAUUACCCAUCAGAAAUCUUGACUCACAUAACAGGCUACUAUGGUCCUACAAUGAUUAUGGGCCCUGAAGUCAUCAAGUCACUAACUUUUCAUACUACAAAGGGAAAAUAUGGCCCCUAUGGAGGAGAAGAAGGAAGGCACUUCUCAACCCAUUUGAAGGAAAGAUCGCUGAUUGUUGGAUUCCAUGGAAGGAAUGGAUUGUUUAUCGAUGCAAUCGGUGUCCAUGUGCUAGAAGAGAAAGCUGUGCCUGAAUCAAAUCCUCUCCCCAAAUUCAGCGACCUUGAUGUAGUAUCCCCCACCAAGUCCAAGAACAAAAUUCCUGCAUCAAAUUCCACCUCCAUGUCCAACAACCAAACUUCAGUGUUAAAAAACAAAGCUGAUAUUCCUCAAUGGUUUUCUAAAAUGGGAAAGCAAGCACAAACCGGCGAGGUCGUCCAACGACUGGUGAAAGAUCCAGCUCCAUGUGGACCUGGUCCAUGGGGUGGAGAUGGUGGAAAACCCUGGGAUGAUGGAGUAUUCUGUGGGAUUAAACAGAUCAAACUAACAAGAAUGGAGGCCAUUUGCUCUAUUGAAAUUGAGUAUGAUCGAAAUGGGCAAUCUGUUUGGUCAGUAAAACAUGGUGGCAAUGGUGGACGAGCAACUAAUCAGGUGAAGUUGGAAUAUCCUCAUGAAGUAUUAACUUGCAUAAGUGGAUAUUAUGGUCCUAUCAGCAAAGACCAGGGAACAGAAGUCAUAAAAUCCUUGACAUUUUAUACAACUCGGAAAAAAUACGGUCCAUUUGGUGAAGAGUUGGGUGGUUUUUUCACAUCAAAUACCACAGAAGGCAAGGUAGUUGGCUUUCAUGGUAGGAGCAGCAUGUAUUUGGAUGCGAUUGGAGUUCAUAUGCAACAUUGGUUAGGAAAUAAAAGAUCAUCUAAGCCCUCAUCUAUGUUGAAAAUAUUCUCUUGA
Fraxinus pennsylvanica is the source of this 3648-nucleotide messenger RNA. NCBI's taxonomy places the organism in Eukaryota, Viridiplantae, Streptophyta, Magnoliopsida, Lamiales, Oleaceae. The record is from the annotation of a GenBank genome assembly.